Neopelma chrysocephalum (saffron-crested tyrant-manakin) is the source of this 1253-nucleotide messenger RNA. RefSeq names its product aminolevulinate dehydratase (gene ALAD). Bases 127 to 1134 code for a protein of 335 amino acids. Gene Ontology annotation, biological process: heme biosynthetic process. Lineage: Eukaryota; Metazoa; Chordata; Aves; Passeriformes; Pipridae. The transcript has 13 exons. Gene Ontology annotation, cellular component: cytosol. Gene Ontology annotation, molecular function: zinc ion binding; porphobilinogen synthase activity. The record is from RefSeq and is a predicted model, not a curated record.
CCCGCGGGGGCGGGGCUAUGCUGAUGAGGGGCGUGGCCAUGCAAAUCGCGAGGGCUCGGGGGCAGAGAGGCGGCCGGAGCGGACACGGCGGGCGAGCCUCCCUGCCCAGCCUGCAGCAGCCCCACCAUGCAGGCAGACUCUGUCCUCCACAGCGGGUACUUCCACCCGGUGCUGCGCUCCUGGCAGUGCACGGCCACCACCUUCGACGCCUCCAACCUCAUCUACCCCAUCUUUGUCACGGACAACCCUGAUGCCGUGGAGCCCAUCCCCAGCCUCCCUGGACAAGCCAGGUAUGGAGUGAACAAGCUCGAGGGGAUGCUGCAGCCCCUCGUCCAAGACGGCCUGAAGUGUGUGCUCAUCUUCGGGGUGCCCAGCAAGGUCCACAAGGAUGAGAGAGGCUCUGCUGCCGAUGCCGAGGGCACUCCUGCCAUCCAGGCCAUCAGGAGGAUCCGCUCCACCUUCCCAGAGCUGCUCAUUGCCUGUGAUGUUUGCUUGUGCCCUUACACCUCGCAUGGGCACUGCGGUAUCCUGCGAGAGGACGGCACCAUCCAGAACGAGCUCAGCUGCCAGCGGCUGGCAGAGGUGGCACUGGCCUACGCCAAAGCAGGCUGCCACAUCGUGGCCCCCUCAGACAUGAUGGACGGGCGCAUCGGGGCCAUAAAGCAGGCGCUGAUCUCCAACGACCUGGGCAACAAGGUCUCCGUGAUGAGCUACAGUGCCAAGUUUGCUUCCUGCUUCUAUGGACCCUUCAGGGACGCCGCGCUCUCCAAACCCGCCUUCGGUGACAGGAGGUGUUACCAGCUGCCCCCCGGCGCCCGCGGCCUGGCCCAGCGCGCCGUGGACCGGGACGUGCGGGAGGGAGCGGACAUGCUGAUGGUGAAGCCGGGGAUGCCCUACCUGGACCUCGUGCGGGAUGUCAAGGCUCGGCACCCCACGCACCCGCUGGCCGUGUACCACGUCUCGGGGGAGUUCGCUAUGCUGUGGCACGGGGCGCAGGCGGGAGCCUUCGGGCUGGAGGCGGCGGUGCGGGAGGCGAUGACGGCCUUCAGGAGGGCAGGUGCCGACAUCAUCAUCACCUACUUCGCGCCGCAGCUGCUGCGCUGGCUGCGGGAGGAGGCGGCGGGACGGGCCUGAGCGCGGGGCGGGAGUGCCGGGAUGGGCGGGAUUUCCGGGGGGCGGUGCAGGUGGGCCCCGGCACCGCGAGUACUCCCAGCCACUGGAGCCCGGUGAGCCCCGGGCCCGCUCCGCACCCC